AUGGAAGACUCACAAGAUGAGGAGCAUGAGUUAGAUACACGAGCCAAGAAGUUACUUGCUAAGUUUGAUUAUGUGAUCUCUGAAGAUGUUCCGUUAGAACUUCUACCCAUGCGCGAUAUUCAACAUCAAAUUGACCUUAUACCCGGAGCAUCGUUGCCAAACAAAAAAGCUUAUAGAUUGAAUACUACACAACAAGUUGAACUCCAAAGGCAAGUCGAAGAGCAUUUGGAGAGGGGUUUAAUAAGGGAUAGCCUUAGUCCCUGUGUCGUACCUACUUUGCUUGUUCCUAAGAAAAAUGGCACUUGGAGGAUGUGUGUUGACAGUCGAGCAAUCAACAAGAUCAAUAUCAAAUAUCGCUCCCCAAUCCCAAUGUUAGAUGAUCUAUUUGACCAAUUACAUGGUUCUAAGAUCUUUUCAAAGAUUGAUUUGAAGAGUGGGUACCACCAGAUUCGUACGAGAGAAGGUGAUGAAUGGAAUACUGCCUUCAAGACUAGCCAAGGCUUGUAUGAAUGGUUGAUAAUGCCUUUUGGUUUGUCGAAUGGUCCUAGCACAUUCAUGAGGCUUAUGACUCAUGUGUUUAGACCAUUCAUUGGGAAGUUUGUUAUUGUCUACUUUGACGAUAUCCUAAUUUAUAGCAAAGAGGAAGCUGAACAUGGAAAACAUUUGGAGAAGGUUUUUUGA
Molecule: messenger RNA, 681 nt
Organism: Nicotiana attenuata
Lineage: Eukaryota; Viridiplantae; Streptophyta; Magnoliopsida; Solanales; Solanaceae
Product: RNA-directed DNA polymerase homolog
Exons: 1
Coding region: 1-681 (226 amino acids)
Source: RefSeq, a predicted model, not a curated record